GAAAAGAGCAGACAAAGGCUUUGAGCUCAGGACGCCCCUCUCUCUCUCACUCUGCCUACAAAGCCAACCUAGCUCUACCUUCUCUGCCUUUAUAUCAUGGAAAUGGUUUGUAAUAGGUGGCGUUAAAGAGUCGUCGGUUUUAUUUCCACUUUCUUAUACUGAAAUGUACGACCGUCUGGAUCCCCGCUCGGCCGAGAGAGGACGGCUUUUUGUAGGUAUAAUACAAGGAAGCGUCGUCUGAGAGAGGGAGAGAGAGGGGGAAGGAUUGACGCUUUUUCCUCCUCUCCUCCUCCUUCUUCCUUUCGCCCCCCUCUCCUCCUCUUUUUGGCGGAGAGAGGGGUUGAGGCAGGAAUAAACGCUUUUUUUGUUUUUUCUUUUUCUUUUUUUUAAAUGCAUUUGAAUCCUACUGCGCAACCAGACCGGAUCACGUGGGGUUUGGAGAGAGUUGGAUCGAUUUUGCACAGUUCAAUGUAAGAAAAAGAGAGAGAAGCAAACAGCUCCUAUUUCUUUUUUACUUCUGUGGAUAACUGGGACUGUUGAUACUUUUGCGUGAUUGCAAAAGAAGGGGGUGUUUGAGUGGCUUCUUUUUUCAGCCUUGGAGGUGUGGAGUAUUAUUUCUUAUAUGCCUGGGGUUUGAAAAACAAUGGAGACGCACAUUUCGUGCCUCUUCCCGGAAAUUUUGGCCAUGAUUUUCAGCUAUCUGGACGUGAGGGACAAAGGCAGGGUAGCCCAAGUGUGUAUCGCUUGGAGGGACGCAUCCUACCACAAGUCAGUGUGGAGGGGGGUGGAGGCCAAGCUGCACCUCCGCCGGGCCAAUCCUUCCCUGUUCCCCAGCCUCCAGGCUAGGGGCAUCCGGAGGGUCCAGAUCCUGUCUCUGCGCCGCAGCUUGAGCUACGUGAUCCAGGGAAUGCCUAACAUCGAGUCCCUCAAUCUGUCCGGCUGCUACAACCUCACGGAUAACGGGCUGGGUCACGCAUUUGUGCAGGAGAUCCCAUCACUGAGGGUUUUGAACCUGAGUCUGUGCAAGCAGAUCACAGACUCCAGCCUUGGCAGGAUAGCUCAGUAUCUGAAGAACCUGGAGGUGCUGGAGCUCGGUGGCUGCAGCAACAUCACCAACACUGGGCUUCUGUUGAUAGCCUGGGGCCUCCACAGGCUCAAGAGCCUCAACCUGAGGUCCUGCAGGCAUGUCUCGGACGUGGGGAUCGGACAUUUGGCAGGCAUGACCCGCAGCGCGGCGGAGGGCUGCUUGAACCUGGAGUACCUGACUCUCCAGGACUGUCAGAAACUGACGGACCUGUCACUCAAACACAUUUCCAAGGGGCUGACCAAGCUCCGGGUACUGAAUCUGAGCUUCUGUGGGGGGAUCUCAGAUGCAGGGAUGAUCCACCUCUCCCACAUGGCCUCCCUGUGGAGCCUCAACCUACGCUCCUGUGACAACAUCAGCGACACGGGGACCAUGCACCUCGCCAUGGGCACCCUAAGGCUCUCUGGGCUUGACGUUUCUUUCUGCGAUAAGAUAGGGGACCAAACCCUGGCAUACAUCGCCCAGGGGCUCUACCAGCUCAAGUCCCUGUCCCUGUGCUCGUGUCACAUCUCUGACGAUGGGAUAAACCGGAUGGUGAGGCAGAUGCACGAGCUGAGGACCCUGAACAUUGGACAGUGUGUGCGCAUCACGGACAAAGGGCUGGAGCUCAUAGCCGACCACCUGACUCAGCUGGCGGGCAUCGACCUGUAUGGAUGUACCAAGAUCACCAAGAGGGGACUGGAGAGGAUCACACAGCUCCCCUGCCUUAAAGUGUUGAACCUGGGACUCUGGCAGAUGACAGAGAGUGAGAAAGUGAGGUGAUUGGAAAUGUUUUGUUUCUGUUUUUUUGUGUUUGGAUGGGGACAGAGGGGGGCAUGAGGACCAGGAGGAGGGGGUGUACAUGGGCGGGUAAAUUUCUUUUCUUAUUUAAAAAAAGAGAGAAAACCUCCCUUUCCCCCCCUGUGUGCUUGUGUAAGGUGAGCUUCUCCCAUGUGACCAGAAUUUUGUGUUAAAUUGUUUUUUUUUAUUUUUGUUUCUGUUGGCCGUGCAGGAUUUCAAUUAGUGUUUUGAUAUGAGUUCAUAUUCUGCCUGGUAGGAAGCAAUUAAAACUUGCCUUGUUAUGAGCUCAUGAAAAUCCCUGUUAACAACUGUUUUGAUCUCUUAUUGAGCUUUCCUAAAUUCUGACAUUGGAUUGGAAUGACUCCAGUGCAGAUCAGCUUGUUUCACACAUUUAAAAAAAAAACAAAAACCAAGUGUCAUUUCAAGAAGCUGCUUCAUUUACUGACACUUGCUUCCAGAAUAUUCUUAAAGUGAAACUUGCAUCCAUCUGAACUUGCAUCCAUUCAAAGCAAAGUGAGGUUUUAAAACUUGAGUAUGAGACUUUUUCUUUUUCUUUUGUUUUUAGAGUGAGCCUGAGACAUUCACGACCAAUCUCCGCUACAGCCAUCACGCCUAAAAAACAUUCGGCUACCUCGUAUGUGGUUGUUUUCAAAGGGUGUAUACUGUUUUAAAAAAAAAGACAAAAAAGAGUACAGAACAGAAGGAAAGCGAGAAUGAGAGACUGGGAGAAAAUGUGCCUAAAGGGACUGUGUCUGCCCCCUCCCCCCAUCCCCUCCCUCCUCCUCCAUGAGCAGAGCUGGAGAAAGGAGACCAGGACACAAUCUAACUACCUUUGUUAAUUUACCCCCAUAAACAGCAACAAUUUCCCACAGAGGGGAAGAGAGAGAAAGGGAGAGCGAGCUGUAAAAAUCUGUUUUCAAGAGGGCGACGAUUUAUGCAAAAGAAACAGAAAAAAAACACUAAACCCGCUUGUGUGCGAGAGCUUUUAAAAUCAUCUUCUCGUUUAUUUUAAGGGGUAAAGUCCAACUUUAACGCCUUUCAGAUAAGUGUUGUGUUUGACGCAAAUAACAAGAGGCGAGGUUCUUCAGCUCACCCUUAGAGAGAAAUACCUGUAGUCAUCCUGUAAUAACACUGUAGAGUAAAGGGGUUAUAAUAGCAAAGCGAGACAGCACAUGAAGGUAUGGUCAGGCCAUGAUUAAACACAAUGAUACAUGUGAAGUAUGUUAUAGGAACAUGUGGGUGUUUUUUGUGAGGGAUGCUGAUGGAAACAAAUGUCAGUGGAUGUUGUUCAGAGCGUCGUACUUCAAAUUGAAGUGAUUUCUACGUCUUAUACCCUUUAUUGAUCCAAAACAAAUCAGGGUUUGUCUCAUGGUUUCAUUUUCCCACGUUAAUGCCAACACAGGUCGCAUUCAUAUUCAUGUUGCUCUCACCGGUAAGAGAGAGAGAGAGAGAGGGGAGAGGGAGAGGAGGGUAGGGAUAUCUUUUCUUCCCUCCUCUUUUUCUCCAUCUCUCCCUGAAUAAAAAUACCCUGAAUCCAUUUUGAGGCAUGCUUAGAAUAAGGAGCGAUCGAUUAUUUUUUCUUUCUCUCUCUCUCCAUCUCGGGUUACAGGCGGAAUGCGUCUCUCUCCCUCUCCCCAUCUCUCUCUCUCACACACACAUACACACACAUUAACACACAUGCACACACACUCGCGCGCACACACACAUGCAGAGGCCUGCGUGUGUGCGCGUUAUAAUGUAAUGCAAUGACCUGCUAGAAAAUUAAUAUACGGAUGUGCGUCCUGCUGAAAAAGCUGUGUGUGUUUGAAAAUAAAAAAAAGGUGUACUGUAUAUUAUGUGUUUGUAAAGAAGAAAAAAAAUGCAGAAUCCCAAAAUUAAAUUGUUUUAUAUUCUUACGGUUAAAACAAUUAAAGAUAUUUAUAUAAUGAAC
Molecule: messenger RNA, 3794 nt
Organism: Chelmon rostratus (copperband butterflyfish)
Lineage: Eukaryota; Metazoa; Chordata; Actinopteri; Chaetodontiformes; Chaetodontidae
Gene: fbxl14b
Product: F-box and leucine-rich repeat protein 14b
Exons: 1
Coding region: 644-1846 (400 amino acids)
Biological process (GO): SCF-dependent proteasomal ubiquitin-dependent protein catabolic process
Cellular component (GO): SCF ubiquitin ligase complex
Molecular function (GO): protein binding
Source: RefSeq, a predicted model, not a curated record